UUUUUUUGGUCCCCUGUUUGGGACUGCGUGUGUAAUCAUUAAAUAACCUUGUAGCAUUCUCACCACAAAGUAACAACAUUUUUUGUAAUUUUUUUUUUCUUCUGUCGACAAUUUAUUUAAUAAUGGGUAAAUAAAAAAAAUUAAAAAACACUGGGUCCCCCUAGUAAUAUUUUAAUACCAAAAUGGCCGCAAGAAGCGCUUAUAUAAAUCCCCAUUGCCCAUUUUCUCUUCCCCUCCCACUACUUACUACAGUCACCUCUUUCCUACCAAACCAAGUUACAAAUUCUCUCUCAGACAAUAAAUCAAACACCUUCAUCACUCCGAACUGGACCGAAACGUUUCGACAUUUCAUCUCCAUGGCUAGACCUCAACAGCGGUAUAGAGGCGUCCGCCAAAGACAUUGGGGCUCUUGGGUCUCCGAAAUUCGUCACCCUCUAUUGAAAACGAGAAUUUGGCUUGGCACGUUCGAAACGGCAGAGGACGCAGCAAGAGCUUACGACCAAGCGGCUCGGAUCAUGUGUGGCACAAAAGCACGUACCAACUUCCCGUACAACCCCAAUGAGCCUCCUUCAAACUCCACCAAUAAGCUUCUCUCCGAUACUUUGAGAGCCAAGCUUCAAAAGUGCAACGUUGCAUCUCUCCAAAUGACCAAACAACCCCUUUUCAAAGAGACCCGCGUGGCACAAUCCACCUUCACCGCCUCUGCAGUCACCAACUCCGUCGGCAUUGCCGGAAACAGCGGCGGCGCGUGGUGUGAUGGGAACUGGGUCGGAGCUCAAAUGGGCACUUGUAGCAGUAGUAGUAGUAGUAGUGAUAGUAGUAGUGAUCAAGUACAGUUCAUCAAGCCACUUGAAGAUGAUCAUAUACAGCAAAUGAUAGAAGAGUUGCUUGAUUAUGGCUACAUGGAGCUCUGCCCUGACGUACCAUGAAAUUACCAAAUAUUAAGUCAAAGUAAAAUCCCUAGACUUUUUGGGUUAAUCAAGAAGAACACUACUUAAUUAUAACUAGUACUAUAUAUAUUGUUUCAGCUAUUUUGUUUGAUAUAUCAUCAAGCUUGAACUUGCGUGACCUGUUUGUUUUGGUCCAAUAUUCAUAAAUAGCUGAUGAUAUUUCUCAAUAUAGCUUUAAUUAUUUAGUAGUAUUAGUAGCGGUAGAACUACUUCUUGUUUUUCUUAUAAACUCAUUGCUAUGAUUCAAAUAAAGGUCGAAAGAAUAUUAUAUGA
Humulus lupulus (European hop) is the source of this 1223-nucleotide messenger RNA. RefSeq names its product ethylene-responsive transcription factor ERF003-like. Gene Ontology annotation, biological process: regulation of DNA-templated transcription. The record is from RefSeq and is a predicted model, not a curated record. NCBI's taxonomy places the organism in Eukaryota, Viridiplantae, Streptophyta, Magnoliopsida, Rosales, Cannabaceae. Gene Ontology annotation, molecular function: DNA binding; DNA-binding transcription factor activity. Bases 183 to 929 code for a protein of 248 amino acids. The transcript is spliced from 2 exons.